Stylophora pistillata is the source of this 5272-nucleotide messenger RNA. RefSeq lists its product as uncharacterized. NCBI's taxonomy places the organism in Eukaryota, Metazoa, Cnidaria, Anthozoa, Scleractinia, Pocilloporidae. The record is from RefSeq and is a predicted model, not a curated record.
CUUGUUAUUUCCCUCAAAUGUAACCAUAAAACGCGAUCGUCAACAUUCGCUUACUAAUUAACUUUCCAACCAUUGUCCGCUCCCUUUGUGCGCCAAUUUCAUAGGCUUUAAAUGCCACUUGACAUUUUGUGGAAGUAGAUCAAUUUGGCCGCGGAAGGUCUGGGUAUGAGACUUAAAAACAUCCUGUAUUCCUCAUUCUGAUCCAAAACCUCCAAAUCUGUAGGCUUGAAAAACCCGAUUCAUGCUUUAUGUUUCGGAAUGUUUUCCAUAGUGGAAAUCUCGAAAUUGCCACCUUCUCUUUCUUUGAUUUACUUUGUUUCUGUAUUUGGUACCUGUGCUGAACUUGGAAUCAUUUAGCUUUGCACUUAAAUGACAGCUGCGCUUUGAGACUGUCUUUUCUGUGCAUUUACAGACCAAAUGGCCCAUUGCGUGUACCAUUGAAAUAAGUAAUUUUCGCGUGAAAUUUACCUCUCAAUCCGAUUAGAAUCGAACACGUUUGGCCCUAACAUGGUUUCUUUCUUUAGGAUCAGUUUUGACACAGCUAGUAAAUUCGCUCUUUUGGCCUGGCUUCAACUUGCAGCUCAAUGUUAAAGGUUUACCUGCAGCGGAAUAAGAUCAGGGAAUAACUUGAUAUCUGUAAAAGAAGAAAAGGCAGUCAUUACUCAAACAUUCGAAAGUUCUUAGGCGUCGCCUUUGCGCUGAAUACCUUAAAUUUCAAGAACAGAGCUAAUGCGUACACUGAAUCGAGUUUAGGGAGGGGCAUAAUCGGAUGAAAUUUAGCGAGAUAAGGCAAAGCUUACCUUUGGACCAACUAGCUGAACAACAUGGAGAAAUACGAAACUUAAUUGAAGUUACUGACUCAUGCCGGGAGUACGCUAACGACGAUUACGGUUUGCAAUUAUCGUUCGAGCUCAGCUCCCUAGAGGGAGACAAGCUGUGAAAUGCACUGCCUCUCUACGUUUCCUUUGGGAGUCAGUCGAUUAAAUACAACGAUAUUAAAAUUCCUUCACAGCGCGAGAAAUGCACUUCGCUAAAAUAGAUUACCUUCAGGUAAGACUAAAGUAUUUGAGCUGGUAGAAGCUAAUUACCUAGUUAUAAACAUUUCGGAAAACAAAAUGAAUGAAUAAAAUGAGUGCAAUAGAACUCAGUAUUUUCAGCUCCACUGCCAAGUUUUCUUACGUUACUAAAACCACUUUUGCUCUGAGCUAUAAAAUAUUAUUCCUCCCUUUUUUGCAACCGCUACCCAAUACAGCAGCUCCUCUCUGAUAGCAAUCUUGAUUUCCAGGCCCGGUUCUAAUCUUACAAUGAUGCCUGAUAAUUUUUCAGCACAAAUCUUUCUAAGUAAAACUCCUUGCCUUACAAAUGUGCUGCAAGCCGCCAGCUUAGAAUACUGCCGGAAACUACUCUCAUUGGUUUUACGGUAUUCUAAAAUUUAGGUAAUCUCGGCGGAAUAUAAGUUCUAUAGCAACUUCUUUCCCUCAAGAUAUCAGUAUGAAUAUACAUUUAAACAUCCGAGUGCAAUCAUUUUCUCGGUAGAAUGGCACAUAUCCAAACAAUGCCUUCUGGUGUAUAAAGAAUUUAAAAAAAGGUUCCUCGUUUUAGAAUGGGAAAUGCACACUAAGAUACAAGACGCUGAUUCCUUCGCUAUACGCAUGUGAAAACCGAAUACCGGAAAAAUGCUUAUUCUGGAAAUUUUAAUUCAGAACUUGUCUUUUUCAUGGAGGCAAACAAAGGGGCGUAAAAAAGGAAAUCCGUGAGGCUGGUAUUUUUUUUGACGGGGAAGAAAAAACGACUAACAAAAAACUUGGCGGGGCAUUUUCCCACGCUUUUGAAGACUCGGUUGACAAGAGGCUACACGCACUGUCCCUGUCAAAACAAGACUACUGAAGAAUUAGUCAAUUAAGUCUGACUUACGGCACGGUCAGUGAAGGUCGGGGUUUAUAUUAUUUUCUUGAGUUCCCCUGCUUUCAAAUCAAACAUUAAGUAUCCAUUUAGUCUCUAAUUGUUCAGUUCAGCAUGAAGUUAUCAACUGAUUGCGGCCAGCUGCGGUGUAGAUUGAAUGCUUUAGCAGUGAACUUUAAAAACACAGUAAAGAUUAAUUAAAGUAAACACUAUGGCUUCCCCUUUCAUAAACUACUCAGUUUCUUGAGGUUUUCCAACGACAGGAAAUAGCCGAUAUCCACUAGUCAGCGUCUAAUUCAGAGGCGUAAAUUUAGAAAACAAGUCACAUCCGGAUUCCAAACGGAAAAAGUCUUUGAAGGACCAUUAAGUUUGUCGUCUUAAAAACAUUUGUUUCGUUCAGAUUUAUUUUCGUACUUGAGUUGACUAAUACGAUUUAUGGUAUCACAUACAAGAAGCUUAUUUGAUCGGAGCAGGCGGUCUCUAAUAAUCUUUGAAAUUUUCCAUGACAAGCAUUAUAUAGUUAUGCAGUUGCUUCGUUUUUAAUUAGUAUUUGAUUAUUCCUUUGUUGACACAGUUUUGCGGGCUUGUAAUCAAAUGAUCAAGGUGUCAUAACUUCACGUAGUGAUCAUAGAAUUGUAAAUUGAAGUUGUUUCUUGUCAGAGAACAUACAAAGAAACUCUCGCUGUAAACAAGCUCUUCCUCACACGGCGGACGGACCUAUAUUGGCACAAAAAUUACUUCGGGUCAGUGGUUGGUUGAAUGUAGGCUAAUUCACCGACUUCCUUCACCUUAAAAAGCUACGUGACUCCCGCUAAUUCUAAGAAACUUCCUUUGGGCAGGUUUCUAAAGGAAACCACAGGCUCUGUUUGUUUUUUUGCGCCAAGUGAUUACCAAAAUUAGCCACUAACAAGCAAGUUAUUGUCAUCGCUGACACCUUCAAUACCCAGAGCCUCACUUGCACGUGCAAAGUGUUAUGAAUUUUUUCAUCCCGAAAAGAUGUCCGCUUCACCUAUGGAUACGAGGCAAGUAGGCAGACAUGUCUUUAUUUUCUCGAAGCAGAACGGCAGUGAGAAUCCUCCUACAAUAAUCGCAAAGCCUGUCAACAUCACACAAGAUUUGCCACGAGAAUUUCUACGCUAUUUAAAAACAUUAUUCGAUAUUCUUGACGAGAAGGGAACAGGCUUUGUGCGACUCGCUGACAUAGAGACUCGGUGGAAAACUAAACAAGGAUCGAACGGACUCGGAGAGGGAGUCAUAGAAAGUUUACGGAAGGUUACUCCCAAGAAUGGACUUCUGAGUUUUGAAAGACUAUGCACUGGAAUGAAAUUGGCCCUAAAAACGCAACCACGCGCACAAACUAAUGGUAGUAUGAAUGGGUUAGAUCAUUCAACCAGAAGAUCGAACUCGCUACCGCAGCUAGACACGGCGACUAAAGGUUGGACUUCCGAUUCUAGCGAGGACUCAUUUGCAGGCAACGAAAACAGAACUAAGGCUCAUGUCAUUAACAAAUUAAGGGAUAGAAAGGAUGAAAGUCAAGAAAAGAGGCGUUCUCUGACUAUUAAUACUUCGAAUCAACGCACAAGCGGGAACGAUAGCUCCGGAAGUGCAAGUCCAUCAUCUGCAAAUGGAAGCCCGAAAGGAAGAUCAAAUUCUACGACAAAGGUUUACUUUGUUGGUAAAGAAAUCAGCAGUAGUGUACCAGCAAAUUUAAAUGGACACAUUAAACAUCCUGCUGCCACCACUGAAAUCCAGAAUUUUGACAAGGAUGCUAGAUUACAAGAGCUUGAUGAUGAGCAUGACCUUUUACAAAAUGGUCUUCAGGUCAUCGAAAAAGCUAGAAAGUGGUAUUUUAAAAGAAUCACAGCUAUUCAGGAAGAGAAGUUGCACCUUCAAAAUGGUGACCAGUAUUCUCUAGAACAGUUUCAGUAUGAACUUUUACUCCACAAGACAAGAAGAAGAGAACUUGGUUUGGAUGAUGACUCUUUCAAAGAGCACAAACAUCACAUACAGAGUGUUAAUCAGUCUUUAGAAAGAAUCAUUGAAGGGAAAGCACCAGUGAAGGCAUCACCAACUUCAAAUUCAGAUGCUAAUAAUGAAAGACAAAGGCUGCAAGAUGAAGUCGAACGUCUCAAAAAGGAGGUUUCUGAGAAGGGAGGCAAAAUUGCUCAACUGGAAACUGAGAAGUCUGCCCUCAUCCGCGACUUGUUCAAUAGCAAAGCAUCAGGAAAAAAUGGACUUAGCACAAAAAAGCCCCACCAGAUCUUCUAAUUUAAAGGCCAAUCUGCCCUUUUUCGAGUUGACUAAGGAGCUGCAAGUUACGGCAAGCUUCGACCACCUGAACAUAUUGGUAACAUUUCCGAAUGUCUUCAAUAACCUGGACUCCGAUAACGAUAUGUUUCCCUUUCCAUUCUACUCGCCAGUAGCUGUUGUGGAUGUAGUUGAAUCUUUGUAAUACAUCACUCGCUGCACUGCUGUUGGAAAUCCCACUGGUCAGCAACACACAACAAAGCGCGUAUCAAAGCAUGGCAAGAAGAUAGGGAAAAAAAGUAUAUGGAUAUAUAUAAUUAUAUGACAAAAUUUAUCAGUGGCUGUUAUUACCAAUCUUAUGCAAGCUCCAAAGUUAAUAUACUUAUUAAGCAAACGGAUUGCCGAAUGUAGCACCCUGUGCAAUUUUUUUAUUAUUUUUAAAUGCUAUAAGCUUUUAACUUUCAUUUACAUUCCAUUUUUACAGCCCUAUAACAAACAAAAUUGAUUUUUGAAACAUUAUUUAUGAUAUUUUGUAUAGUUGGAGAUGAUCUUGAUUCCAUUUGCUUGUGCCAGAUGUAUUUACUGUACAUUUUUCUGAGAUCAGAAUCAAGGAGUUGUUUCAUAGUUAAUUUUAUAGUCGCACAUAAAAUCAGUAUUAUUGAAAUAUUAACGUAAGAAGAUAAAGCGAGGAAAGAUGAAUUUAAUUAUCUCUUAACUUCAGUGAGCAGAAAACCAUUAUUAACGAUAAACGUUAUAAAUUAUGAACAGAAUUUUUUUAACGGUAUACUUGCAUAAUAGUAGUGUAUUUUGAUUGAAAUAGUUUAUUUCUAUAAUAAUUUUAGUACUUGUAGAUUAAACUGCUUUGUCAAAGCUAUUGUAUGUGACUGUGUCAAGAAAUUGGCUCGGGGACCGGGAGCGAUACUCAAAGGCACCAAUUAGAACACUUGAUUCCACUGGUGUGAAGUGCACCGACAUUGGCUUAAAAUCAUGUGGCCUGUUUCACUUGAGAGGUGAAGAGAUUGGCCAAUAAAAUUUAGUCUGCGGGUGCAAGUGUAGUUUUUUGUAUGUUUUGGUUGUGUUCAAUGUCUUUACCUGUUGCCUAUUGUCUUAGCAAACCAGUUCU